Molecule: messenger RNA, 2438 nt
Organism: Coregonus clupeaformis (lake whitefish)
Lineage: Eukaryota; Metazoa; Chordata; Actinopteri; Salmoniformes; Salmonidae
Product: protein aurora borealis-like
Exons: 10
Coding region: 83-2161 (692 amino acids)
Biological process (GO): regulation of mitotic spindle organization; regulation of mitotic nuclear division; activation of protein kinase activity
Cellular component (GO): nucleus; cytoplasm
Molecular function (GO): protein kinase binding
Source: RefSeq, a predicted model, not a curated record
ACGUUUGAAACAACUGACUCAGGAACUUAUUUUAGUUGUGCUGAAGACUUCUGCAGCUGCUGUUCAGGUUUGUGGUCAGACUAUGGGAGAUCUCCAGAUCACUCCUGAGACUCCAGGGAGGCCAGCUAUCCAUAAUCCCUUCGAGAGCCCCAACGACUACCAUCGCCUGCAAGAAUCCGUGGUCCCCAGCCCCUCUGUCUUCAAGUCCUCCAAGUCCUCUGGAGCUACACCAGCCAAGUUUAAAUGGGACAUAGAUGAGAUGUCUAGCCUGCUCCCUGUGCACAUAGACGCUGAGGAUAUCCACCGCCAGUCCAUGUACCUCAGUCAGACCAGGAUCGAUACUGACAUCGAGGAGAAACGUCAGAAUGCUAUCGAGCAGUUUUUCACGAAUGGCGCCAUUGUGCCUUCACCAUGGACCGAACAAGCAAGCAAACAGAAAUCAGCACAGAUGCACUUUGGGAAGAGCUCCAUGUCCCCACAGAUACUAGAAGAGCCACUACCAACUAAAAAGACCACAGUAGGCUGCCAGACAGUCCUGUCCUUACCUGUGGACUUCCAGCUGGACAAAAUAUUAGGAGAGUACUACAGAUCGGAGGAGGCGUCUCAGCACGAUCAGGUUCAGGAGAGCCUGAGCUCCUCGUCUCUGAGACGGAAGUUGUUUCUGGACGGCCACGGGAGCGGCUCAGAGUCCUCCAGCCCCCCCAGCCCAGAGAGAGGAGGAGGGGAGGGAGAGCCCCCUGGGGGAGAAGGGGGAGGGGAUAGAGAUUUCCUCUCACCAAUGAGCGCCUCUCCUUUGCCCUGCCUGUUGUCUGGCAUGUCUGCCCUGACCCCCUCCACUGGUCUUCUGUCGUCCAGCCCGAUCCAGGGUCGUCACCGAACCUACAGCCUGGGCAGUGUCACCAGCCCCCAGUUCCCUGAGCGGUCCUCUCCUGCGGGCUUCAAGUCCCCCGCCCUGUCCCCCAUCGGACCACAGUUCACACAGACACCCAUAGCAGGAGAGAGGAAGAAGCUGAGUUUCGUGACCCCCGAAGGUGUUCCCCUAGACAUGGACAUGAACUCCUGUACAGAGAGCCCCUACGUAGACGGCUGUUCCCCCAUCCGCUUCUGCUCCCCGCUCCAGCUCCCGGGCCAGACCCAGGACAACCCCAAGCUCAGACUCCGAGCCCGCUGCUGGGCCUCACCCCCAACGAUCUCCCCCAACCCUUCCCUCCCGGGCCAGACCCAGGACAACCCCAAGCUCAGACUCGAGCCCGCUGCUGGGCCUCACCCCCAACGAUCUCCCCCCAACCCUUCCCUCCCGGGCCAGACCCAGGACAACCCCAAGCUCAGACUCCGAGCCCGCUGCUGGGCCUCACCCCCAACGAUCUCCCCCAACCCCUUCCCUCCCGGGCCAGACCCAGGACAACCCCAAGCUCAGACUCCGAGCCCGCUGCUGGGCCUCACCCCCAACGAUCUCCCCCAACCCUUCCCUCCCGGGCCAGACCCAGGACAACCCCAAGCUCAGACUCCGAGCCCGCUGCUGGGCCUCACCCCCAACGAUCUCCCCCAACCCUUCCCUCCCGGGCCAGACCCAGGACAACCCCAAGCUCAGACUCCGAGCCCGCUGCUGGGCCUCACCCCCAACCAUCUCCCCCCAACCCUUCCCUUCCUGGACCAGGAGAACAUCUGUCCUUCUACUCCACUACCACCCAUGGAGCUGGGCUCCCCGCUGCAGUGUGUACCCAGGACCAGUGAGGGUCUGCUGGGGCCGGGGAGGCUGUGUGAGGGGGGUCCGGGGAUGGCCCAGCCUCUGUCAGACUCAGUGAAGAUGGAGGAGGAGAACGGCGAGGUGGAAGUGGAACUCCCUGAGGAAGAGGAGGAAGGAGGUGUGACUCCUGUUGGUGUCCGGUUGACCAGCUCCCGUGUGGGGGCGAGUGUGUUGGCAGCGGAGGCGUCUCAUAUGUUUGUGUCUCUGCUAGCUGAAGGAAGCAGUAUCCCUUAUGACAACAGCAUGCAGGUGGACAGUGGGUACAACACAUACGCUGGCACUGCCACCGCCAGCCUGAUAGAUGGCAUGAGUUCAGACAGCCAGAGUAAGGAGUCGUUCGACGCAGCACACAUCCCAGACGAGGUCUUCCCUUACACUAGACACACUAAGACUAUUUUUCCUCAACACCAUUGAGUGAGCUGAUUGGAAGAGAACACAAGGAAGCCCCACCCACCUUUAACCUCCCUGCUGAAGCCUAAAAUGAUGUCAUCCCAUAUAUUUGUUGCAACAUUUAAAGCAGUCAUGUCGGGUGUAUUCAUUGGUCGGGUUCUGUAGCAAAACGGUUUGCAACGGAAACAGUUUACUCUAGGAACGGAACGGGACCUACCUGAAUUUGUCCAAUAGAAACACAUUUCCGUUGCGUAACGCUUUCUGUUUGGAGUAAUCGUUUGUUAGAAAACAUUUAGCAAGA